This is a messenger RNA of Marasmius oreades (fairy-ring Marasmius), 966 nucleotides long. RefSeq lists its product as uncharacterized. The coding region runs from base 1 to 966 and encodes 321 amino acids. The transcript is spliced from 5 exons. Gene Ontology annotation, molecular function: NAD binding; oxidoreductase activity, acting on the CH-OH group of donors, NAD or NADP as acceptor. The record is from RefSeq and is a predicted model, not a curated record. NCBI's taxonomy places the organism in Eukaryota, Fungi, Basidiomycota, Agaricomycetes, Agaricales, Marasmiaceae.
AUGUCUACGAUGCACCGUGUAGCAAUUCUCGAUGACUAUCAGGGUGUCGCCUUGACCUGUGCUGAUUGGUCUUCAAUCAUUGACCGACUGGAAGUGGAUGUUUUCCAUGAUACCCUCCAUGAUGAGGAUAGCUUGGUGGAGAGGCUCAAAUCCUAUGAGAUUGUGUGUGCAAUGCGUGAGCGCACCAAAUUCACCUCCUCUUUGUUGGACAGGUUACCUAAUUUGAGAUUCAUCGCAACGACUGGUUCCAUAAACAGAGGCAUCGAUGUGCAUCAUGCAAAGACCAAAGGAAUGCCUGUCUCUGGCACCAGUCAAGGGGGGAACUCGACUGUGGAACACAUAUGGGCUUUGAUUAUGGCCGUUUCCCGUCAGAUCGUUAAAGAACAUAACAACAUCCGGGAUAACAAUUCCCAAUGGCAAACCUUGGUUCCACUUGGCUUACGAGGAAAAACACUUGGUCUGAUUGGCGUUGGGAGACUGGGAAAAGAUAUCUCGAAGAUAGCGAAAGUUUUCGGGAUGACAACUUUAGGAUGGAGUCCCAACCUAACGCCAGACCGUGCCGCUGAGGCAGGUGUUACUUUUUGCGAGACAAAGGAGCAGCUCUUGAAAGCAAGUGAUAUCGUGUCGCUUCAUCUCGUGCUUUCCGAAACAACAAAGGGCCUCAUCAAUGUCGAUGAUCUCGAAUUAAUGAAAAAAACUGCGUUCUUUAUCAACACCUCCAGAGGUCCACUUGUGGACGAAGAUGGACUUAUUGAGGCACUAAAGAAUGGUGAGAUUGCUGGGGCUGGGCUGGACGUCUUUGAUCAGGAGCCGCUUCCACUGAAUCAUCCUCUACGCACGCUGGACAAUGUAACUUUGAGCCCGCAUAACGCAUAUGUCAACGAUACCAACUAUGAGACGUUUUGGAAAGAGACGGUGGAAAACAUUGGGAGCUACCUAGAUGGAAAUCCCCAAAGACUUUUAUAA